UUCAGAGCGCCUCGUGAAAUGCAGUCGCUUCAAGCUGUGCUUUGUGUGCUCAUUUUGCUUCCGAUCUGCAUAGGAGCUGUCCGGUACCUGGAGGAACCCUGUGGACUCGGUGGAGGACUACCUGAAGGUCUGGAAUACAGAAUAUCCAAUGGCUCGUAUGCAGGAAAUGCGGGUUGGAUGGCAGCUAUCCACGAUUCAAAUGCUUUUAUCUGUGGCGGGACGCUGAUUAACAAACACUAUGUAUUAACCGCUGCUCAUUGUGUAAAAUACAAUCAACAGAACUUAAUGGUUAGCCUGGGAGCCUACAACAAACAUCAACCCCUUGCUCGGUACCGAGUCAGCCAUGUUGAGGUACACAGUGCAUUUAAUGGUCCUUGGAAUGACAUAGCCCUGCUGAGGCUGGACGGUGCGGUGGCCUACAGUGACGUUAUCUAUCCCAUCUGCAUAGUUCUGGAUCAGGCAUUUAAAUACCGGGUUGAGAGCACACAGUCGUUCAGGGUUUUUGGCUGGGGAAUAACUUCCAAUGGCCAGGAGAGCGAAACCCUUCAAACGGCCAUGCUGAAUAACUAUAAUCGAGCAGAGUGCGAAAGGGUAACCAGACUGCCAGUGCCUUCCUAUCAGAUUUGUGCUGGGGCUCCUGCCGCAGAUGCGUGCAAAGGAGAUUCAGGAGGUCCAUUGGUCGCCGAAUACUACAGUCGCCAAACGCAGAUAGGCAUUGUGAGCUACGGCCUGGAGAACUACCAGAACCUGGGGAUCUAUACAUGUGUGACCAGCUACGUGGACUGGAUCGAGGACACUAUGAAGAGGCUUGAUGACUCCCAAGUGCAAAAUUAUGAGAACUUUUGGUUGUAUGGAGAUUGCGGGGGUGGGGGUGGGGACACAAGCGAUCUCCUGACCGCGCACAUUGCUGGACUCGUCCUUGAGACGGAGGGCGUUCUGAUCACGGACCAAUUUGUCCUCACACAAAGCAAGCUCCUACCAUGUAUUCGGCUAUUUAUAACUGUGACUGUGAAGCAUCGGAGGAGGGCCAUUGGAGAAUACUCUGUUGCCUCAGUCUUCAAGCAUCCGAAUUACAACUUUUUAACCAGGUCAAAUAACAUAGCUUUGCUGAAACUCAAUCGACGAGUGUACUAUCCGGAUGGAGUCAGGCCGAUCUGUCUGCUCGCCAAGGAAAACAACCUACUUUACUCUUGGAUGUAUGCAGCUGCCGAUAUUUGUGCACUCGCAACCGAACUCCAACCCACGCAAAUUUGUAUGAUCCCAGGGCACAACGAAAUAGCUGGCGGUUUUGCUGUAAAAAUUGUGUCCAACUCGAAAAGGAAUUGGCUGGUUUUGACUGGCCUUGGUUGCUAUUCCUUCAGAGGUCUGACCAUCUGCGAAGAUGUCCGACAUCACAGGUCAUGGAUAGCGAGUACUGUGGAUGAAAAUUGAAAUAUAACGAGCCGUGUAAUAUGCAAUUUAAUGCAAUACAUUUUGAGCUUUGAUAAAUCCAAAAUUUUAAAUUUCAAAGAUAAUAAAUUGCUUGCACUCGACUCUUUGGCCCUUUCACUGGG
Drosophila biarmipes is the source of this 1553-nucleotide messenger RNA. RefSeq names its product plasminogen-like. Gene Ontology annotation, biological process: proteolysis. The transcript has 7 exons. Gene Ontology annotation, molecular function: serine-type endopeptidase activity. The coding region runs from base 19 to 1431 and encodes 470 amino acids. The record is from RefSeq and is a predicted model, not a curated record. NCBI's taxonomy places the organism in Eukaryota, Metazoa, Arthropoda, Insecta, Diptera, Drosophilidae.